Molecule: messenger RNA, 3441 nt
Organism: Neopsephotus bourkii (Bourke's parrot)
Lineage: Eukaryota; Metazoa; Chordata; Aves; Psittaciformes; Psittacidae
Product: interleukin-1 receptor-associated kinase-like 2
Exons: 13
Coding region: 803-3025 (740 amino acids)
Biological process (GO): signal transduction; protein phosphorylation
Cellular component (GO): plasma membrane
Molecular function (GO): protein binding; ATP binding; protein kinase activity
Source: RefSeq, a predicted model, not a curated record
CUAGCAAGACCUGGCCAGAUGACUGCUUCUCACACCCUGCAUCUGCUACUGUACUACAUAUUAUGGUAAGUGAAAUCUUAUAUGCUGCAAUGAGUGCAAAACCCUGGCAGCAGUUAGGCAGAGGCAUCACUGCUCAGUAUUUGCUGACAGAGGUUUUUACUGCCCUCCUGCUGGUACACGUUUGUUGCUUAGAUCUUGUGGGAUAUUUGAAACUUCCUCUAUCCCCGUUUGUACAGCAUCCAGAGCAGUGGGAGCACAGUUGGUGCAGCUCUUAGGGGGAUCUAUGUUUAAACACACAGGCAUAUCUAUACCCACACAGGUGACCAAGCCAUUGGCAGACUGCCCUGGAAAUGUGGCCAGUGCCUGGGCUAGAGCAGGCAAGCUCCUUACCUACCAGCCCUCGCUUUGUGAGCAGCCAUUGCCCAGCCUGUCGGCAAUACCAGCUGUACGUAACAAGCGGGAAAGCACCUUUCACCUUCAUCCCUUGAAACUCGGCAUUUGGCAAUCGGGCUGGAGCAAUCAGCACUCAAUGGAAAGAAAAAUCUGAUUUGCAUUUGGAGCCUGACGUCAGCCAGAGCAGGAAGCAGGAGCGAGGUCUGACCCUGCCAACAAACGCUUGCCCGUGUCGCUCGACUCUUCCGCCAGCAAAGAGUGAGUCUGGUGGGGUGGGGACAGGCUGUGAAGGACAGCCCCUUCGAGAAGAGGAAGCGUUUGGAGAAAAUCAACCCUCCACAGCCCACACAGGAGGCAGAGAGUGGUGAGCGUCCCUGCUCUGGGUAUGCAGCAUGUGUAGCCGUGGCUGAUGGCCACGGCGGGGACAAAGAACGCUCCGGAGAGGGACUGUGAAGCAAUGACCCUGCAGCAGCCGCCCUUGGCCCUGAAAGGGGGCUCCCCCCCGGUGCUGUACAUCCACAGCAUGCCUGCCUGGGUGCUGGAGGACUUCUGCCAGAAGAUGGACUGCCUGAGCGACUACGACUGGAUGCGGUUCGCCUCCUAUGUGAUAACUGACCAAACAGAGCUACGGAAAAUCAAGUGCAUGGAGAAGACUGGGAUCAGUAUAACAAGGGAGCUGAUGUGGUGGUGGGGAGUGAGGCUGGCAACAGUGCCACAGCUCCUGGACCUGCUGCGAGCACUGCAGCUCUACCGAGCGGCCCAAGUCAUUCUGGACUGGACAUCAGCCUCUAAUAUUGCCGACUCUGGAAAAGAAGAGCUGGUAGAGCUGCCUAAAUCAGAGAACAGAUCUUUAAUUCCCACAGAAAACAAGAAGAUAGACAGAGAAAACGAGAUAAGUCUGUUGCCAUCAACAGACUCUCCACAUCCAGGAGUACCACCAGCAGUUUCAGGUGCUGUUUCUGAAGGAGCCUUGUACUCACUCCCUUUGCCACCACCUCCCCCAAGAGACCUUUUGAAAUCCUUACAGUCAAAUCCUCCUGUCUCAUCAAGUGUGAAGCCCUGCAGCUCUCCUGCUCCUCAGCAGGAGACAAGGACGGAUCUCCCCAGUGGAAGUCUUUUGUGGACCCAGAGGGAAGUUACUAAUGCCACAAGUGGUUUCAGUGACAAGAGCAGAAUCUGUGAAGGUACUUUUGCGGAUGUCUACAAAGGUCAGAGGAACAACAUAGAGUAUAUCAUCAAAAGACUGAAAGAGACGGAAUGUGCAAGCCCAGAUUCCACCCAAAGGUUCUUCCAUACAGAGGUACAGAUUUGCUUUCGGUGCUGUCAUGUCAACAUCUUGCAGCUGCUGGGUUUUUCAGUAGAAACUGGAUUGCACUGUCUGGUAUAUCCAUACCUGCCCAAUGGAUCACUACAAAACAGACUGCAGUGUCAAGAUGAUUCUGCUCCACUGACCUGGGAGAUGCGAAUUAGCAUUGCUGUAGGGCUCCUCCGAGCUACAGAGUAUUUACAUAAUUCCGGAAUUCUUCAUGGGAAUAUCAAAAGCUCAAAUGUCUUGUUGGAUGAAAACUUUACACCAAAGCUUGGACAUUCAGGUCUGCGGCUGUAUUCUGUUGAUAAAAAAUCAGAAUAUGCUACGAUGAAAACCAAAGUCCUACAGGCUUCUCUUACUUACCUGCCAGAAGAUUUUAUCAGGCAUGGGAAGUUAACAGAGAAAGUUGAUACAUUCAGCUGUGGUGUGGUUUUAGCAGAGAUACUGACAGGGAUUAAGGCCCUGGAUGAAGGGAGAGACCCUAUUUAUCUGAAAGAUAUGAUUGCUGAUGAAAUCCAGAUAGCAAAAGAAAGCUCAUAUUCCAAAGGAAAGAAAUCAGAAAAGCUAGCUGCCAAGGAAAUAUGCUGUAAAUAUCUAGACAAGAAAGCAGGACACUUGCUGGAAGAGGUUGCUAUUGAUUUUGCCUCAGCCAUCUGCUUUUGUCUGAAAAAGAAGAAUUCUAACACAGCAGAGGUGCUUGAAGUGAUGGAAAUGGCUGAAAAUAAAUUAAGAGAGCAUUACCUCUGUGGAGGCAGCACUUCUGGAUUCUCCAUGAACACUCCCGAAGAAACUGAUGAUGAGACAGCGAGUCUCAGCGUGGACGUGCCUUCUGCAGGGAAGAAUAAAGAGGACAGCACAGAGCCUGCCAUCCUGACCAGUGCCAAUCCAUGCCCACCUUCAAUAGGUGUUGUGUUGCCUGAUGUUUACUGUGAACAGAUGUCAAGGGUUCCUUGUGAAUCAGAUGAAUUAAGUAGUUUUAUAUGGAACCCUUCGGAAAAAUCUACAGAUGAGCUAUCUAGCUGUACCAGUGCUGAAAACGUGGCAGCCUCUGAUUACAGGAUCAAGCAGGAAAAGCCUGCACAUGGACUCCAGGAAAGAAAUGCGGCGUGUGCCAAAAGUGAGGACAUCUUGGAAGCAGCGUCUACAGCACAGAGCACCGCUCAACAAAAACACACAGCCGGUGACUCUCCAUGUUCUUCACAAGCAUUAGCCAGAGAGACAUCUUGGAAAAUAGAGAUAAAUGAUAAAAAAAAGAAGCUCAUGGAAAAUAUUUUGCUGUAUGAAGAAGACAAAUUAACCAGUUCUGAACUUUUUGAAUCAUAAAUCGGGUGGAUUCACAAACAGUGGCCAGCUCUGAAGAAGAAACAAAGACUGUCGCCUCUUUAGAACAAUGGUAAAAUUCUACCUUUCUUGUAAGGCUAAGUAGCAGAUUUGGAUCAGAAUCAGUAACCCUGACUAAAGACAACAAAAGUGAUCACACUGAGAAGAAACAGGAAACAUCUGUUCUAAAGCAGAUAAAAGCACAAUGCCACUCUGUAAACAGAAAUGCCUUCUUCCUUCUCAUGUGUAAUGUAGAGAUAUGGCAAACACAAGCUGCCAAAAUAAUUUACCAUCCUUUUGCAGUGUAUUUCAGAAAGCAUCUACAUAAAAUGUAUGUCUUGUUAAAAAACACAGUCCUAGGAGUUAUAGGGCAAGCACUGAUCAGUAACCAGGUGGCAAUGCUCUUGACAGUUAUUGUA